UCCGUGUGCUUCUUCCUCCCGCUGCCCCUCUCAAUAUCCAAGCUAUCCCCCCUGCCCCGUACUAAAUGCCUCCCUUCUUCUCUUACACCACUCUCCCCUAUCAACUCACGGAGGGCCCUUAUCCUAUGCACGAGUUCUCGGAGUAUUUGGUGGAACUAACUGACGUGGAACCGCUGCCCUUCGCAGACGAAGACACGUGGGAGUUGCACCGUGCGCUGUACCAGUCGGUGGCGUUGAGGAUGUUCCGAUUCUUCGUGGAUCACGAAUACCGCUGUGUCGGGACGCACUUCGUUGUCUACUACGUCAUCACGCGGCCCAAGCCAAUGCAGAUGGAGGGGACGGUGGCGCUGUACCCAUUCGUCCAGCUCAAGACGAUGGAUCCGGGAUUGUUACAGCUCAUACAUCUUGAGCUCCUAUCCAUUGGGCAAGUGAUUGCGAGCGAGGAAGAGGAGAUCCAGCCACGAUUGCGGACAGCGGCUGACCCACAGAGAACGUUCAACGCGGUCGUCAUCCCGGAUUACAUUGCGCAGCGUGAGGAGAGGUUGGAGGACUUCCCGGAGGAAAAGCUGUUGCGGCCUCCCUCGUCGUAUCCCAGACCGGCGCCGCCAAAGGCCCCCAAGAAGACGCCGAAAAGGAAGAGACGCCACCCGUCGCUAGGAGUGCAGGGCAGCAGAAUCGGUGACGGUGAGGAGGUGGUUCAGCCCGUGCGCACGCGGAAUCUUGACCCGGUGCCCGGGAGUGCGGCGACGCCGGUUAAGGAGACCGUCGUGCCAUCACCGCCCUUCCCCCUCGUGCCCGAUCUCAAUCUGGAUGGAGCCGGGCCAUCAGCCGCAGCAGCCGGAGGAGGGAGCCGAAUGCGAUUACCGGAUCCCGCGUAUGAUGUUCUGCUAGGCAUUCCAUGGCAGGCGGCGGUUGGAGCGCGAAUGCACCUUGACAGCUGAAAGGUGGUGCUCACAUCGGCCCACCCCAAACCACAAAUGAUACCAAUGAGAUUGGCGGUGCGUAUGCGCACCCUGCCGGCGCCUCGAAUCACCACGAAAGCCCAACAAAUCAAUAUGAUUCGA
This is a messenger RNA of Chara braunii, 1064 nucleotides long. The record is from the annotation of a GenBank genome assembly. NCBI's taxonomy places the organism in Eukaryota, Viridiplantae, Streptophyta, Charophyceae, Charales, Characeae.